Molecule: messenger RNA, 756 nt
Organism: Lasiosphaeria miniovina
Lineage: Eukaryota; Fungi; Ascomycota; Sordariomycetes; Sordariales; Lasiosphaeriaceae
Exons: 1
Coding region: 1-756 (251 amino acids)
Source: RefSeq, a predicted model, not a curated record
AUGGACGUGACUUCGCUAUUGAACUCGGCCUCGGCGGCGGCGGCGCUGCAGCGGAGGGACUCGGUUGGCAGCUCAACGCCCUCGGCCACGGGAGACACUACCGCAACGUCAACGGCGGUACCUACCCCUUCCCCUGACCGCACUCCCUCCAGACGGGCAAGUGGGGCGUACUCGCCAGCCAGGAACCGGACGCCAUGGGACGCGGGUGGCUACUCGCUGCCCUUGACGCUCGAUACCAAAUCGAUCCGAACUUCGUCUGCCACCAGGCCCGCCUUCUACAGCGAUUCGCCGACAGAUGAUCCAAGAUCGGCCAGCCCAAAGUCCCCCAAGCAUAAAUUUUCAGACUCGCACAGCAGCCUGUCCUCAUAUACCUCUUCAUCCACAAACUCAGUCUCGCACUCGAGAAUAUCCUCCUUAUCUACCGUCAGCGAGUCACAGAAUCUCGCAUCACUCGUAACCGAUAUAUCCCUCUCGCUAGAUAGCCACAAAGCACCGCCAUCCUCGUCACUGAACUACAACAAUAACAAUAACAGCGAAACAACGUCCACGCCCACCGAAAACGGCCGAGGCAGCAUGGGCAGGGGCCUGGCAAGUGGAGGGAGAAAGCCCUCGACGUCUCCCGUGAUGAAUGCCAGUUCGCCUUCCGACGCGGUCAUGAUUAAGCGUGGAGAGGGGGCAGCGGCGGGUGCGGCUUCGGGUGCAGCAGCGGGUGCAGCUGCCACUACGUCAAGGUCAGUUGAUGCUACUGCUAUUUGA